This is a messenger RNA of Sinocyclocheilus anshuiensis, 1489 nucleotides long. RefSeq names its product granzyme B-like. The transcript has 9 exons. NCBI's taxonomy places the organism in Eukaryota, Metazoa, Chordata, Actinopteri, Cypriniformes, Cyprinidae. Gene Ontology annotation, biological process: proteolysis. The record is from RefSeq and is a predicted model, not a curated record. Gene Ontology annotation, molecular function: serine-type endopeptidase activity. Bases 386 to 1489 code for a protein of 367 amino acids.
UCCAAUCAGACAAAACACAACAAACGUGUCUGUUACUCUUUUUCAGUGUCACUAAGUGAAGUGUGAAUCAGCCUUUAGAGAUCUAGCCACAUAGACACUGUGAUUCAGUUUUUCUAAGCUCUUACCAGAUCUCUCGCAUCUAAUUUUACAAGAAACAUUAGGCGUGGAUUACAUCAUACAUGGGGGAGAAUAGUCUACUCCCAUUAAGACCACAAACAUAAGACCUAUCUUUUCCACUUCAGUGCAAAAUGAAAGCCACAUCAAGGUGUGAUAGAGGAAGUACGAUCACUACUGGGUAGCUAAACCAGCCCAUUUUGCAUUAAAUACCACCAUCAACACUGAGGAGAUCUUCAGCACUCCAGAGAAACCUUCCAAGAACAGCAUCAUGAUCAUCUCCGUGCUUUUGCUAGUCACCCUGCUACCAUAUCUGACUGCUCCAGCAUCUGUGCAAGUGGGUAUAGUAAACGGCACAGAAGCCAAACCUCAUUCAAGACCCUACAUGGUUUCAGUUCAAAGUGAUAACAAACACAAAUGUGGUGGCUUCCUUGUAUCUGAACAGUUUGUCAUGACGGCUGCGCACUGUUUUAAAGAAGGAGAGAAGCUGACAGUUGUGGUUGGAGCUCAUGAUUACACUCAUGGUUCUUGCCACAUGGAUGUGAAGUUCUACCACAUUCACCCUGGGUAUGAGUCUAAAAGUCUGCUAAAUGACAUCAUGCUACUUCAGCUACAUGAAAAGGUCAAUAAGAGCAAGAACGUCAACUGGAUCUCCAUACCAAAGAAAAAUAAGGACAUCAAGACCAAGGUCAAAUGCAGUGUUGCAGGAUGGGGGAAAAAAAACACCAAAGGUGCAGCGAGUGCUAAGCUUAUGGAGGUGGACGUCACCAUCAUUGAUGCAAAAGAAUGUAAGAAGUACUGGGGAAAAAAUUACUCCACUUCACGUAUGGUGUGUGCAGGUGGUCGCGGAGGAUUUUGCCAGGGGGAUUCUGGAGGACCCUUGGUGUGCAAUAAUGUCGCAGUCGGUGUCGUUUCAUUCAACGAGCUAAACAACUGUAACUCACCUAAGCUACCGAAUGUCUACACCAAGAUUUCCAAAUUUCUAAGUUGGAUAAAAGCUAUUCUUGAAGCUGCACACUGUGCAAGGAAAGCAGUUUUGGAAAAAAAGGUGAAGACGGUGAAAAUCCCACAACUACAUUACAGCGUUAAAAGCAAUACCCAGUGCUUGGUUGCUGGAUGGGGUUCCACUAAACAGCGCAAAGUAGUCAAUGACCUUUUGGCCUUGAAUGUAUCAACUGUUGACAUCCACAACUGCAAGGAAGCAUGGAAGAAAUACAAAGAAAGCAUCACAAAACUUCCACCAAACAUCAUCUGUGCUGGAGGAUAUAAACAGAAUGGAGGAGUGUGCUUGGGUGAUUCUGGAGGUCCGCUGGUGUGCAAUUCAAUGGCAGUGGGCAUUGUCUCCUUCAGCACAAAGGGGUAUUGCGGUUUUUGA